Plasmodium cynomolgi strain B is the source of this 1407-nucleotide messenger RNA. RefSeq lists its product as hypothetical. NCBI's taxonomy places the organism in Eukaryota, Apicomplexa, Aconoidasida, Haemosporida, Plasmodiidae. The annotation marks the transcript as partial. Gene Ontology annotation, molecular function: guanyl-nucleotide exchange factor activity; protein binding; GTPase activator activity. Gene Ontology annotation, biological process: protein secretion. The transcript has a single exon. The record is from RefSeq and is a predicted model, not a curated record. Gene Ontology annotation, cellular component: endoplasmic reticulum membrane.
CCCAGUAUGAACGAAAUAAAAAUCUCGUACCUGAACUAUCCCAUAUAUGGAAUAGGGUCCAAUGAUAAGUACGUGGUGACAUCGGGAGGAGGGGGGGGAAAAAAUUAUGGAAUUGAAGACCUCCUUGAUAUUAACACGUUUGACGAGAAGGAAAAGAAGUUGCAAGUUCUGUGGUCGACGACCCAGCAAAGAGGUGUUGUCGAUUCGAUUAUCUAUGAUGAAAAGUAUGACAUAUGGUUAGGUUCAGUCAGGAACGAGUGUGUUAUUUUCCAAAUAAAUGAAGACACCGGUCCAAAUAUCAUACACAGCUUCGUCACGGACUUUAGUGAGAAACACUCCAGGCAAGUGGUCGUCAAAUUUUCUUCCGUCAGUAACUUCAUUUUAACAGGGGGGGAGGACAAAACGCUGAAGCUUUGGAAGCUCAAAAUUGCAGCAGGAGAAGCGGCAGGAGGGGGAGCGGCAGCAGGAGGAGCGGCAGGAGGGGGAGGCGAAGCAGCAUCAACAGCAGCCGCAGCGACCGGAGCAGCCGCAUCCGCAGCAGCCGGAGUAGCCGCCGCAUCCGGAAGGGUCCCCAUCGGGAAGGAGAAAAACUACUUCAUCGACACGUCCAGCAACAUAGUCGAGCACAUAGGAGACUUCAAAGGACACGAAGAAUGCAUCAAAGAUUGCGACAUAGCACAAGACGAAAAAAUUCUGUGUACAUGUUCCUCUGAUAAUUCACUUAAAAUAUGGGACACACACACCAUUGUGAAUCUACACACAGAACAAAUGACGAAUCCGAAACAAAAAGGUGACAAGCUAAAUUUCCGAUGCUGUAAAUUUAUGAGAAAUACAAAAAGGACUGAUAAUUUCGUGUAUACUCUGUUAACGACUGCGUAUACAUCGAGAGGAAAUAGCUACCUCAUUAUUUGGAAUGUCUUAUUUGAUGACAAGAAAGAAAAAUUUUGUUGCACAAAGCAGAAGUUUAUUUGGUUGGAUGAUAGACCAUGUUGCAAUAUCGCCAUUAGUCAGAAUGAAAAAUUUCUUGCAUUAGGGUUCAGCACAGGUGCCCUAAAAAUUUACAACAGUAGGUAUUCCCUUUUAGCGCAUUACAAGAAGCAUGAGCUUCCCAUCACUGCUAUGUGUUUCAUCAAAAAUGAUACCUUUUUACUUUCCGCCGGGGCUGACUAUAGCAUAAGCUGUCUUCACAUUAACUCGUUUAGCUUCCGUUACUUGAGGAGAAUAUGGAAGCUCUUCCUCAUAUUGAUGGUCUUGCUGACUCUGUGCAUCAUUCUGCUUGAUUUUUUUAACGUUGGUUAUGACCUGCGCAUGAAGGAUAUCAUUCAGGGCAAGGCCGGGAUGGCCAAGACAAAGAAGAAGGGUCCCAAGGCAGCGCGCGGCCCACCCGCUGCCUCGGACGAGCUGUGA